Messenger RNA from Chlamydomonas reinhardtii, 2652 nucleotides. RefSeq lists its product as uncharacterized. The record is from RefSeq and is a predicted model, not a curated record. Bases 184 to 2271 code for a protein of 695 amino acids. Gene Ontology annotation, biological process: ribosome biogenesis; box H/ACA snoRNP assembly; pseudouridine synthesis. Gene Ontology annotation, molecular function: RNA binding. The transcript has 10 exons. Lineage: Eukaryota; Viridiplantae; Chlorophyta; Chlorophyceae; Chlamydomonadales; Chlamydomonadaceae. Gene Ontology annotation, cellular component: sno(s)RNA-containing ribonucleoprotein complex.
AAGGAGAAUAAGACGCAAGUAGAGACUUCAUCCGCUAGCUUUUGCAAAGCCGAGAACUCAGUUGAAACGGCCUUGUGUCAAGACACCUUUCUUUGUCGCCAUUCUUGUCAGUACCAUGCGCAUAGCUAGUGACAUAUGAUAGUAUUGACUUCUGCAAUUGAGUCCACCACACGGUAGACGAGCAUGGACCUGUUGUCGGCCGCCAACGCGGCUGGUGUUGACAUUGGUGCUGAUAUUGAUAUGAAAGCAAGAGAAAGACAAGGGCCCCCUGGUCCGGGUGGUCACGGCCCUGGCGCGGCAGGGUUUGCCGCUGGCUGUGACGACCCCGCCGUGUUCGAGCUGCCCUCCGUGGACGACCUGGAGGUGGCGGCGGCCGCAGCGGCAGCCGCACUGGAGGUCCUGGCGCCAGCACAGAUGCGGCCCGUCGACAGCAGCGAAGACAGCUCGGAUGACAGCAGCAGUGAUGAGGACAGUGACUCGGAUGAGGACACUGGUGACAGCGCGGAGGACAGCAGUGAGGAAGGAGGCGAUGCGCCGCCUGGUGGCCGGACUAAGGAGGGCGUGUCGCUACAGCUGCAGGUGGACGACGCAAGCGGGCGGGUGGCGGUGAGGCUGGUGGCCAGCGAGGAGGCGGGCGACGUAGAGAUGCGGGAGGCGGAGACCGAUAGCAGUCCGCUCACCAGCAGUAGCAGCAGCGACGACGAGGAGGAGGCUGCGGCGGCCACCAGUCGCAUGGUGGAUGACGAGGAGCUCGAGGCUCUGGACCAUGACGGCCUGCGCGAUCUCAUCACGCGGGCCUACGCGGUGGCGGACGCAGAGGACGGCGACGACGAGGAGGGCGGCGGAGGCGGGGGCGGGGGCGGCCGCAGCGCCCUGCAGGACCUGGGCCUGCCCACUGAGGCGCCGGAGCUGGGCGCUGACGUGGUGGUGACCUCCGAGGACGCCAUGGAGCCGGCCGGCACCUGCCUGAGUGUGCUGGAGGGCAUGGUGGUGAUGCAGGGACUGCCCAACAGCAGGCCGCUUGCAGACGGGAGUGUGGUGGUGGCUGAGGAUCGCACGGCGCUAGGUGUGGUGGAGGAGGUGUUUGGGCCAGUGUCACAGCCGCUGUACGCGUUCAGGCACGUGGUCAAGGGCCCCCUGCCCGACUGCGUCAAGCCCGGGGCGGCUCUGUUUGUGGUUCCGCGCCUAGCCAAGCACAUCACUGCAGAUGAACUUUACGGCGGUGGCAGGUCGGGCCGCGGCGCCGACCCCGAGCCCGCCUCCGACGACGAGGUGUACUUCAGUGACGACGAGGCGGAGCAGCACUACUUGAGACAGCAAGUGUCAAAACGCAAGGGCGGGCCAGAGGGAGGCCAGGCUGGUGGUGUGGCGGCGGAGGGCGCAGCAGCUGCUGGUGGCGGCCGGCCUCGGCAAAGGACCAAGGCAGCCGGCCGAGGCGGCGGCACCCAGGGCCCGGGCACCUCCUUCCAGGUGGCGGCCACUGCGGGGGCCAUGGGUGCCCUGCUAGGGCUGGGGGGCGAAGACCGUGGGCAGGGAAGCCGCGGUGGCGGAAGACACGGGCAAGGUCGUGGCCGCGGCGGUCGGGGAGGCGGUGGCAGCGGUGGCGGCCGGGGAGACCAUGAUAGUGGCCGACACGGCCACCAACACCACCAGAGCGGCCGUGGCGGUGGUGCGCAGGGUGGUGGAGGCGGGGGCGGUGCUGCCGGCGGUGGGGGCGGGGGCGGCAACUGGAUGCGGCCGCUCAAGGACAACGCGCCGCCGGCUGGGCCCAGUGGCAACGGCCCGGACCCUUACGGAGGCGGCCACUGGCAGCAACCUUCGUAUGGUGGACCCCCGCCGCCGGCCCACCAUCAGCAGGCGCCGCAGCAGUACGGCGCUCCUCCGCCGCACGGGCCGCCCUAUGGCCACCAACCCUACGGAGGCAGUCAGCAGUACGCCCCGCCGCCGCCCAGCUACGGCCACCAGCAGCAGCACCCCGGCUACCCGCCCCAGCAUGCUCCGCCCGGCGGCACCCACCCAGCGCCCCACUACGGCACUGGCUACGGGGCGCCUCCGCCCGGCGCACUGGGAGGGCCUGCGGGACCAGGGGGGCCUGGCGGCUACUACGGAGGUCCAGGCGGCGGCCCGCCUCAGCGCCCGCCGCCACCGCACUACCCCGCAGGUGGGCCACCGCUAGGGCCGCAGUAUGGAGCCCCGCCACCCGGCCAGGGCUACUACCAGCGCCCGCCGCCGCCGCACCAGGGGCCCUACAACGGACCGCCACGCUACUGAGGUGUAGCUCCAGCGGGCAGGCUUUAUAUGAGCAAGCAGUAGUCCCUUUAGUUUUUGGUUCAAGUGGCGCUGAUGCUGGGCACGGUUGCCACGCUUAGCAAGGACACACGCCUUAGCUGACAUGUAUUCUGUAAGGCCUGCAUGCAUGUGGCCUGGCGAUUCUAUAAAUGGGAAUGCUUUGGACUGGCAGGGACUGGAACCUGGGUUGCAUACCUCGCUGGACUAGGCGUAGACCAUACAAACGGUAUCAUUGUGAAGGAGUGCGCUGAUGGCAAGUGCCUCGGAGGUUCAGGUAACCCCCGGUUGGUCGGCUAGUGAGUCAGGGACUGCCUGUAAUACUCACUAACUCCCUGCUGGCAACGGCUGUAAACAUCAAAGCGC